GAGGAGGCAUAGAUGUAAUUUCAUCGAAGCAAAGCAAAUUCGGUCAAUUCCUGCCUGUGUUCUCGUUUGGUGGGCGACCCCCUCUCUUUAUAAACAACAAAAUCCAGAAUAAACCCAACCUCCCCUUUAAUCUUUUGACAACUUUGUAAACAAUUCCCAUUCUUUUCUUCUUUUCUCUCAUCUAUUUGUUUUAUUAAAUUUGAUCUGAUAUUCUUUUUGUUUAUGUAAUUAAAAUCGACAAGGAUGUUCAACGGAAUGAUGGAUCCUGAGUUGUUAAGAAUCGCUCAGGAACAGAUCAGUCGUAUGUCACCCGAUGAGUUAUCGAAGAUCCAACAACAGAUGAUGUCUAAUCCUGAUUUGAUGAGAAUGGCCUCAGAAAGCAUGAAGAACAUGAGGCCAGAAGACUUGAGACAUGCUGCAGAACAAUUAAAGCACACUCGUCCUGAGGAGAUGGCGGAGAUUGGUGAGAAGAUGGCCAAUGCGUCGCCUGAAGAGAUAGCUGCAUUGCGCCGUGCUGAUGCUCAGAUCAGUUAUGAAUUAAGUGCUGCUGAGAUGUUGAAGAAUCAAGGGAAUGAGCUUCAUAAGCAAGGGAAGUUCAAUAACGCUUCUGAGAAAUAUUUGCUUGCAAAGAAAAACCUGAAAGGACUUCCAUCUGCGAAAGGAAAAACACUUUUAUUGGCAUGCUCUCUUAAUCUCAUGUCAUGUUACUUGAAAACAAGGCAAUAUGAUGUGUGUGUACAAGAAGGCUCUGAGGUUUUGUCUUAUGAUGCAAAGAAUGUUAAAGCUCUUUACCGAAGGGGUCAAGCAUAUAAGGAACUAGGCCAAUUAGAAGAUGCUGUCUUGGACUUGAGAAAAGCACAUGAAGUUUCACCAGAUGAUGAAACAAUCGCUGAUGUCUUGAGGGAUGCUGAGGAAAGAUUGGCUAGAGAAGGUGGUCAUCAAGCACCCCGGGGAGUGGUAAUUGAAGAAAUAACUGAAGAAACUGCUAGCACAUCUUCUGCUCAUCUUCAAAGUUCAUCUACUGAACCUUUGUUGAAACAACCAGGAGAAAGUAGUGGAAUAUCUAAGAGAGAGAGAGUGUACAAUGUUGGGGACUUGAGAACCAAUUCUGAGUGUCUGCAGGUUCUAAAGGAGGAUCCAGAGGCACACAGGUCCUUUCAGAAUUUCAUUUCUAGUGCCGAACCUGACACCCUUGCUGCUAUGGGUGGUGGUAAAGUUGGAGAGGUGUCGCCGGACAUGUUUAAGACUGCUUCAAAUAUGAUCAGCAAGAUGUCGCCUGAAGAGCUACAAAGAAUGGUUCAAUUGGCAUCUUCAUUUCAGGGGGAAAAUCCUUAUACAGGUGGAUUUGGACCUGGCUCCGUUCCUCCAAAUGUGACACCUGACAUGCUUAAAACUGCAACUGAUAUGAUGACCAAGAUGCCUCCAGAAGAGCUUCAGAAAAUGUUUGAAAUGACAUCUUCUUUGAAAGGGAAAAACUCUAUUUCCACAGCAACAGCUGCAAACAAUUACAGGCUAGAUUCAGAUGCUAAAGUUAAAUAUCCCGAAUCUCAGACGGCAUCUGUCACCAAUGUUAAAAGUGGUUUUGGUGAAACCGGGUCUUCCAGUUCUAGUCGUUUUCCAACUUCAGUGAGUGCUGAGUCAAGUUUUCCAACAUCAACUGCUGAUCUACAAGAACAGAUGAGAAACCAAAUGAAAGAUCCAGGAAUGCGGCAGAUGUUUGCAUCAAUGAUGAAAAACAUGAGUCCAGAAAUGAUGGCAAACAUGAGCGAACAAUUUGGAAUGAAGCUUUCUAGAGAAGAUGCUGCAAAAGCUCAACAAGCCAUGUCAUCUUUAUCACCCGAGGACCUUGAUAGAAUGAUGCGCUGGAUGGAUAGGAUCCAGAGAGGAGCCCAGGGUGCGAAGAAAGCAAAGAACUGGUUGCUUGGGAAACCCGGUAUGAUUCUGGCAAUAUGCAUGCUCAUCUUGGCUGUGAUUCUUCACAGGUUGGGCUUCAUUGGUAGUUAGAGACGGGACCAAUCUCCAUUUUGAUUGUAACAGACCCUUGCAAUUCUACUUCUAAUCAAGAUAGUGUUGGAAACUAUCAUGCUUCUUUGGUUGCAAAUAGACUUGGCAAAUUGUGUACCGUCUCGUGUUUAUUCUUUCUCUCGUCUUAAUCUUGUUUAAGAUAUA
Hibiscus syriacus is the source of this 2169-nucleotide messenger RNA. Its product is annotated as outer envelope protein 61-like. Gene Ontology annotation, molecular function: protein binding. NCBI's taxonomy places the organism in Eukaryota, Viridiplantae, Streptophyta, Magnoliopsida, Malvales, Malvaceae. The record is from RefSeq and is a predicted model, not a curated record.